AUGGGCUGCCGGGUGGGAAUCUCGGAGGGAGGAGCGCACCGUAGAUCCUCACCUGCCCAACUACCUUGCCGGGACACCGAGAGGAAGGUACGUUCCAUUACUGUACCUCUCACUUCUCUAAGAAUACCACUGAAUCCUGACAGAGACACCCUACCUACCUACCUACUCCGUACAGAAAAGGACCAGAAACGAGGACGACAAGAAACAAGACACAGAAACGAGUAUCCAAUACUUCCCGCCCCCGGCGAACCGGCACGUCUCGUUAAAACAUCCCAUCUUUCUGAAUUGCCGUCUUACCCUGGUGUGUCCCGACUUACAUCGCGCGACGUGACGGCCACGGCGCACGCACAUCAUACAGCACUUGACAGCCAGACGACAAGCGAGUCGCUACCUUGCCUAGGGGAACAAGCCUGCCAUAGUUCGACGGCGGACGGGGUGGAGGGGCGGAGCAAGGCUCUCUUAGUCCUUAGCAAGGUACGACGUUACCAAAGACGAACUAGACAGAGGGAACCCGCGCGCCCGCUGGUCGAGUUGCGCGCCCGGGGCCAUGGCACCGCGGGCGUGCCCCCUCUACCCGUACGCGGUAUGCAGUACCUGGCACAGGUAGGCGGCCCAUCCUUAGAUGGAACCUUUCUAGAAAGACAGUGCUAA
Messenger RNA from Colletotrichum paranaense, 651 nucleotides. RefSeq lists its product as uncharacterized. The transcript has 2 exons. NCBI's taxonomy places the organism in Eukaryota, Fungi, Ascomycota, Sordariomycetes, Glomerellales, Glomerellaceae. The coding region runs from base 1 to 651 and encodes 216 amino acids. The record is from RefSeq and is a predicted model, not a curated record.